GGCGAAACUCCUUUGCUCGAUUGAGAACAAAGAAGCCUGCCUGAUGUGCUCUGGUUAAUUGUGUGGCGUGUAAGACAGGUGUAAUUGGUAUACAAGUGCGUAGCUGUGUAUGAGUUUCAUGAGUGUUUUCGUUUUCUUUCCUGUAUUGUAAUUUUAUAGACUCGAUGCGUAUACGUGGCUGUAAUAAUUGUAUGUGUAUUUAUCAAAUCUAUAUUUUCAAGCUUCGAAUAUCGAAACGUUUAGUCACGGGAUGUGACUUACCGUUCCUCUUUGCACAUCUUCCUCUUUGUUUCUCUGUGCAUGUCGUCUAUGUGAUCAUGUCUGAAUCUCUAACUCCUCCAACACCGGAAUCGAGCUUUAAUGGCCACGGCGUUAUCAAAGCAAUUGAAGGAAGCUCUGUUCACCGUCUUACUUCUGGACAAGUGGUAAUAGAUCUCCAGACGGCCGUGAAGGAGCUGGUCGAGAACAGUCUGGAUGCCGGAGCGACCAGCAUCGACGUUCGAUUCAAAAACUGUGGUCUCAAGAGCAUUGAAGUCGUCGACAAUGGAAGUGGAAUAUCUGAGAAAGAUUUUGACAGUAUUGGCCGAAAGCACCACACUUCUAAGCUGGCAGUGUUCCAUGACCUUAUGGCUGUCACAUCUUUCGGAUUUCGUGGAGAAGCCUUGUCAUCUCUAUGUGCUCUAUGCGAAGGCGUAACGGUAACUACUGCGACGACAGACAAGGCACCAAUGGGUUCUGUACUCGAGCUUGAUAAGCGAGGGGAAAUCAAGUCGAGAGCGAAAGGCGUAAAACAGCGUGGAACCACAGUCUUGCUGACAUCUCUCUUUUCACCUCUUCCUGUUCGGCGUAAGGAGCUUGAACGAAACAUUAAGCGUGAAUUUGGCAAAGCUCUGGCUCUCCUCAAUGCCUAUGCGUUAGGACCUUGCUGUGGACUGGGUGCCGACAAGGCCGUUCGAUUUUCUGUCACGAACCAACCAGACAAAGGUGCUAAAACAACCCACAUAUCGCUACCCCUCCCCUCUCCUGCUGGAGUCACUCUUUCACUUCGUACAGUACGCGCGGGCACAAUAGCAUUAUGGGGUCCCAAGGCUUUAGGUGGAGUGAUUGACUUAGAUUUGGAGUUCGAAGUUCCGAGGAUCACAGGAAGAAAACUUAAGGGCAAAUCAAGAGUCGAGGAAGAUGUCGACUUAAGAGAGGAUACCUUCAAGAUUCACGUCAAGGGUCUCAUAUCUUCUCCUACACCUAUACCUAGUUCAGGAUUAACACCUCGAUCGGGCGGCAGUGCUAGAAGUACGACUGAUCGGCAGUUCUUCUAUGUGAACGGCCGUCCUUGUACGCUAAGCAAAAUCCAAAAAGCUAUCAAUGACAUCUACCGCACAUUCAUUCCUUCUAAUGCCACUUCGGGCCAAUUUCCUUUCGUUGUGGCCGACUUUACCAUACCGGGAGAUGCAGUGGACGUGAAUGUAACGCCGGAUAAGAGAACAAUACUUGUUCACGCGGAGGCAGAGUUAUGCGACCGCAUGAAGGAUGCGCUCGAUAAUCUAUUCUCUCCUUCUCGAUCAACCUACGGUGUCAGCGGUACACAAUCGUUGAACAUUUCCUCUACGACGCACAAUCAAGGCAUGUUACCCUUUACAAAAAGUGCCAAUGUGCAAGGUUCAGUAGACACUCAAGCUUCACAAGCACAUGAUACAGGAGGAGCCAAAGAUGAUGGGACGGUUGAGCCGGGCGCCACGACCUCAUUGUUGUCUUACGGAGACGUCGACUGUAGGCUAGCGGACACUCGUCCAGAAGAGUAUACGUUCCAUGGCACCAGCGCCGAUGUAGCCGAAGAAUCACUGGGCAUCGAUGAUCCUCAAAUUUCUCUCAUCCCCAGUGUAUCACACGAACCCAAAACGAUUGAGGUUAACCCCCCUGAGCAGCCAUCCCCACACUCAAAGGAAACUCCUCCUGUUCCACCCCGCACCGUAGUCAUAAACACCACUGGGGCUUCCUGGAAUCGACCUAAGAAUUCGUUCGGCGAGCCUGUAAACCUGAGCAUGCAAUCUCCCAGGAUCCCAGGUCUCGCGGGUACCCCAACCAAAUCUGUCUAUCCCAUUCUUGCGCAACAUACAAAAAGCCAAAUGGAACCUCCUCUAAAGAAGCGAAAAUCAGAAGUGGCUAAUGAAGACGAUACAGAUGAAGAAAUCAGUGGCGAGGAUAACCGGAAAAGACAAGGACAGAAGAAGAAACCCUCUUCGAGUGGGCAUAGUGUCAACGCCAAGGUUGCGCGACUGGUAUCGACGUCACCGCAGGCCAAAUUCCCCGACAACUCUGCCCGAAAGACCAAUCGGCAAGAAAUGCGAUCUCAAAUCGCUGGAUUUGCGAGGAGUGGCAGUCGGGUAGUGUACGAGUCGUCAGAUACGGGAGAAGACGAACAGGAGAAAGAGGCAGAGGUAGAAAAAAUAGAGGACUGUAGCAAUCAGAAUCCGGAGGAAGAAGAGGACAAUACGGAGGAAAUGCAAAUAGAUAAGACUACCCAAGCCCUUUUUCUACCUGAUGAUGACGAAGACGAAAACGAAAACGAAAAUUCCAUAAUCGUAGAUACAAGCGAUGACUUGUUCAUUGCUUCUGCGAGAAGUAUUCGUAAAACUUCUUCAUCCUCCACUCUUUCGGUGUCCACUCGUAUCACCACUCCUCCCGCUUCUAGUUUAAUCCUGGACGUCAAUGACAAAACAUCUGAAAUGAUUGAUCUGACAUUGGAUGAAAAUAACUAUUCCCUCCUUUCUUCUGAUGACAAUCACCUUCAAACCCAAAAUGAACCUAUUCAUCGUCCAGAGGUCAUUCGCACCGAAGCUUCACAAUCGUCCGUCGGGGACGUCAAGCUACGUUUAGAUGUCCCAAAACUCGCGGAGCGUUGGGCGACCUUACAUCCCAACUUGCAUGGAGAAAAAUCAAAACGAGAACUUGUCAACAAACUGGAAAAGACAUCCUCAUCUUCGUUGUCUGAUGACGCAGGAGUGUCUGCUACAGAUACACAGACCUCCGAAGCUGCUCUUUCCCGAGUUAUCAGCAAAGAAGACUUCAAGGAAAUGGAAGUACUGGGUCAAUUCAACCUUGGUUUCAUUAUUGUGCGAAGAUGGAAGAAAUCUGGGACAGAACAAGAAUUGGAAGAAUCACUUUUGGAUGAUUUAUUCAUCGUGGAUCAACAUGCAGCAGACGAGAAAUACAACUUUGAAACGCUUCAGCAAACGACAAACAUCGAAAGUCAGAAACUGUUGCACCCUCGACCUUUAGAGCUCACUGCUUCUGACGAACUGGUUGCGUUGGAGAAUCUCGACGUCCUUAGACUCAACGGCUUCGAAUUGGAAGUAGUUAGCGAUGCUCAGGAAGAAGAAGAAGAUAUUGAAAUGGUCGAUGACAAUCCUCAAAGCCGCGUACAUCGGAAACUCAGACUCAUUGCUCAACCUGUCAGUAAAAGUACGGUAUUCGAUAUGCGCGAUUUAGAGGAACUCAUUCAACUGUUGCAUAACCGUCCGACGGGACAAAUGGUAAGAUGCUCUAAAGCACGAGCAAUGUUCGCUAUGCGAGCGUGUCGCAAGAGUUUCAUGAUUGGUAUGCCAUUGAACAAAAGUCAAAUGAGUACGGUACGUUGAGAGUUCGCUUGCUUUCGGAAUGGACUGACUGUUGGCCACAGAUCGUUACACACAUGGGUACAAUAGAUCAACCAUGGAAUUGUCCUCACGGACGGCCAACGAUGCGUCAUUUGUUUGACAUGACAAAUCUGCAGCCCCUCACACAGAACAUUGGUGUCCAGAGGAAGUUGAAUUGGACGGGUU
Lentinula edodes (shiitake mushroom) is the source of this 3818-nucleotide messenger RNA. RefSeq lists its product as uncharacterized. The record is from RefSeq and is a predicted model, not a curated record. The transcript is spliced from 10 exons. Gene Ontology annotation, cellular component: MutLalpha complex. Gene Ontology annotation, biological process: mismatch repair. The coding region runs from base 165 to 3635 and encodes 1156 amino acids. Gene Ontology annotation, molecular function: ATP-dependent DNA damage sensor activity; ATP hydrolysis activity; ATP binding. Lineage: Eukaryota; Fungi; Basidiomycota; Agaricomycetes; Agaricales; Omphalotaceae.